Molecule: messenger RNA, 962 nt
Organism: Cyphomyrmex costatus
Lineage: Eukaryota; Metazoa; Arthropoda; Insecta; Hymenoptera; Formicidae
Gene: Yip1d1
Product: Yip1 domain-containing 1
Exons: 2
Coding region: 186-962 (258 amino acids)
Biological process (GO): endoplasmic reticulum to Golgi vesicle-mediated transport; vesicle fusion with Golgi apparatus
Cellular component (GO): trans-Golgi network
Source: RefSeq, a predicted model, not a curated record
UUACGUCGUUAAAGCAACGUACUGUUAUAUCGAUACUAUUUCGCAGCUAUUGGUAGGAUCGUUAAUGAUCCAACCUAACCUGAAUCUUUAACACGUACGAAUCGAUGUGUUAUUUCGAGUCAUUCGAGCCCAGAAAAAUUAAGAUUUUGCUGAAGAAGAAGUAGAAGCACGGUUACGACGACAGGAUGUCCGGAUACACUGGCCAGGAUAACAAUUAUUGGGUCCCGCCACAGGGCCAGUUCAACUUCGAUACGUCCGGUUUUGGCCAACCUAACCAACAAUUCGAAUUUCAAACAUACGAGCAGAUGCCCGGCGAUUAUUCAUACGGGCAAAACAGCUUCUUGGAUCCUACACAGAAUCCCUACGGCAAUGAUUUAUUCACACAGGACGAUUAUGCGAAAGGUACCACUGGUUUCGGAGAGGAAGAAGAUGAGCCACCUCUGCUGGAAGAGCUUGGUAUCGAUCCCGAUCGGAUAAUGCAAAAGACUUUGGCUGUAUUGAAUCCUUUUCAUAGAAAAGGACAGAUUGACGACGCGAGUUAUCUGCUACAAGAUUCAGAUUUAGCAGGACCUGUGAUGUUCUGCUUAGUCCUUGCGGCGUUUCUUCUGUUAGCUGGUUCAAAGGCACACUUUGGCUAUGUAUAUGGAUUGGCCAUGACAUCCUGUAUACUCAUGUACCUUCUACAAUCUCUAAUGAGUGGCAGCAGUAACAUCACCCUGUCAUCCGUUGCAUCUGUACUGGGAUAUUGCAUGUUGCCAGUGGUGGUUCUGGCAGGACUCGGUGUCUUCACUACAUUGCGAGGCCCGAUGGGCUUGACUUUCGCAAUCCUGGCUGUCACUUGGGCAUCACUCUCUGCUUCUAGACUUUUUUCUACUAUGUCAGGAGAGGAAGACCAGAAACUUCUUAUAGCUUAUCCGUGUCUACUUCUUUAUGGCGUAUUUACAUUGAUAAUUAUAUUUUAA